Molecule: messenger RNA, 2240 nt
Organism: Pieris napi
Lineage: Eukaryota; Metazoa; Arthropoda; Insecta; Lepidoptera; Pieridae
Gene: Flo1
Product: flotillin-1
Exons: 12
Coding region: 114-1562 (482 amino acids)
Biological process (GO): positive regulation of cell-cell adhesion mediated by cadherin; positive regulation of endocytosis; protein kinase C signaling
Cellular component (GO): plasma membrane
Source: RefSeq, a predicted model, not a curated record
UUGAUAUUUUUAUGGGACAGGAGGCAAACGAGCAGAGCACUUUGAAUAAAGAAUGAACCGCCGCCCAUGGGCACCUAUGCCUGGAGACUAACGGGUGUGGCGGCUUUGAGCGAAUGCUACUUUUGCACACAAAGCAGUGGUCCAAACAAUUUAUCAGAGCACUCCCCAUGAUACAUGGGGUAGAUAAUACUGAGGGAGCCAACAUCUCUACGCAAACGCCAUGCCUACAACUCCAUAGCAAAAUCCUACCAAAAAAAUGCUUGAGAAUUAAAAGAGGAUGCUGUUAUUCCAAGCCCCUUUUGGUACCGGGUGGUCGAGCAUUUGUCUGGCCAGCUAUUCAACGUGUACAAAGAAUAUCUCUUAACACAAUGACCCUGCAAGUAGAGUCUCCAACAGUUUAUACAAUUCAGGGUGUGCCUAUAUCUGUGACUGGCAUCGCACAGGUUAAGAUCCAAGGUCAGAAUGCUGAGAUGCUUCUAUCUGCCUGUGAGCAGUUCUUGGGUAAAUCAGAGCAAGAAAUUCAACAUAUAGCCCUUGUGACUCUAGAAGGUCAUCAGCGUGCUAUUAUGGGGUCAAUGACAGUAGAAGAAAUUUAUAAGGAUAGAAAAAUAUUUUCAAAAAAAGUCUUUGAAGUUGCCUCCAGUGAUCUUAUAAACAUGGGUAUAACUGUUGUCUCCUAUACUCUUAAAGACAUAAGAGAUGAAGAGGGAUACCUAAAGGCACUAGGUAUGGCGCGUACAGCAGAAGUGAAAAGGGAUGCUCGAAUUGGAGAGGCUGAAGCUCAUGCUGAAGCCAGAAUAAAGGAGGCAAUGGCUGAAGAACAAAGAAUGGCAGCGAGAUUCCUAAACGACGCCGAAAUAUCGAAAGCGCAACGAGAUUUCGAAUUGAAAAAGGCCGCUUAUGAUGUAGAAGUUCAAACCAUAAAGGCUGAAGCGGAAAUGGCGUACGAGUUGCAAGCGGCGAAAACGAAGCAACGUAUUAAAGAGGAACAAAUGCAAAUAGCGGUUGUCGAACGUACCCAAGAGAUCAAUGUUCAGAAAUGGGAAGUUCAACGGCGUGAGAGAGAGUUGGAGGCGACUGUUCGCAAACCAGCGGAGGCAGAAAAGUUCCGUUUGGAGAAGAUCGCCGAAGCUCACCGGCUGAAGACUGUUCUCGAAGCGGAGGCUGAAGCGGAGGCGGUCAAAGUUCGCGGAGAGGCCGAAGCGUACGCUAUUAAAGCCAAGGCAGUGGCCGAUGCCGAACAAAUGGCGAAGAAAGCAGAUGCUUGGGAUGAAUAUGGGUCCGCUGCGAUGAUCGAUAUGAUGCUGGACACUUUGCCAAGGGUUGCUGCUGAAGUCGCCGCUCCAUUAUCUCAAGCGCGUAAAGUUACAAUGGUCUCCUGCGGUGACGGUGAAGUUGGGGCUGCUAAAUUAACAGGCGAAGUACUGAGCAUUGUCCAAAGCAUCCCGGACCUUGUCAAAGGCGUCACAGGUGUUGAUAUCUCCAAGAUAAAGGGUAUUACGGAGCCGACGCCGGUCCCCACGCCAACGGCUCGAGGUGACUCGGCGCGGAAAGCGCGAUAACUUGAAUUGGUCACAAUUAGAUAAUGGUCGUCGAGGGUCUCGGCUCCGUUUAAACAAUUAGUGGUAAAGAGUGUUCAAGCUUGAAUAAAUGUAUUGCAAUAUUCUAUACUUAACUUCCAACGAUUCAAGUGCUACUUCUACUCUGUACAAACAAAUCUAUUUUAUAGUUAGAUUUGAUUAUUGUGUCGAUGUUUUAUGAAUUAUCUAAGUUCUGUAUGACUAUGAGUACAAAAGGGCCAGGAAUGCGAACUCGGUGGGUGAUGGGUGGAACGAAUAGUUAAAGGGUGAAAAAAAUUCGACCAAUCGCCUAAUGUUCUCGGUAGUUUACAAAUGACUGUUAUACUAAUGAAAAUACCUAUAUUUUUUUAUUUAGCUGUCGUUAGGAUAUUUAAGACUAUUUGGUGUUCAAAUGAGGCAGUGUAGAAAUUCUUAUGGUAACUUAGCGUGUUUGUAGACGUUAUUUUUUAAAUUUUUCUAACGAGAUUGAUAUUGUAUACUAAAUUCAUUUAAGUCAUAGCUGUACAAAUAUUAGCAUAAGCGCUGGUUCAUACUUGAACCUAGACCUUACUAAGUGAGGAUAAGUCAUGGUCGAAUCGAUGUUAGAACCCAAAGCUGUGUAUUCCGUCUGAAUGAAGAACGUUUUUCCCUUGCCCUUACAUUUUGUAACAGAUGUUUUUU